This is a messenger RNA of Periconia digitata, 1167 nucleotides long. The record is from the annotation of a GenBank genome assembly. NCBI's taxonomy places the organism in Eukaryota, Fungi, Ascomycota, Dothideomycetes, Pleosporales, Periconiaceae.
AUGCAGGCUUUCAGAUCAUCGCUCAGAACAGCGCGCGAAGUGCGCCCUGCCUUUCGAUUUGUUAACGUCACUAGAGGGUAUGCGUCGGCCAACAAUUACGAACAUCUGUUGGUUUCGUCGCCGAAACCUGGUGUUGGCUUCAUCCAGCUCAACCGCCCCAAAGCCCUCAAUGCUCUCUGCACACCUCUGAUCCUCGAGCUCAAUGCUGCCCUCCGCGAAUUCCAAGCCGAUAAAUCCAUUGGUGCCAUAGUUUUGACUGGCUCCGAGCGCGCAUUCGCUGCUGGUGCCGACAUCAAAGAGAUGAAAGACCUCACAUUCAGUGACGCGUAUGGCAACGACUUCAUAGAAUCAUGGUCAGACCUCGUCACAUUCCUAAAGAAACCUCUCAUAACAGCCGUAAAUGGCUUUGCCUUGGGCGGUGGCUGUGAAUUGGCGAUGAUGGGAGACAUCAUGUACUGCGGGCCUAAGGCUGUCUUUGGCCAACCCGAGAUCAAACUGGGUGUAAUACCAGGAGCUGGUGGUUCGCAACGUCUCACAAAAGCAAUCGGAAAAUCACGCGCAAUGGAAACUAUCCUCACUGGUGAUAACAUUUCAGCCAAACAAGCUGGAGAAUGGGGUCUCGUUGCCAAGGUCUUUGAGACUCCGGAGGAGUGUACCAACGGCGCAAUUGCGACGGCGGAGAAGAUCGCGGGGUACAGUCAGAUAGCUGUCAAAGCCUGCAAGGAGGUGGUGAACAAGAGCCAGGAUCUAGGUAUAAGAGAAGGUGUUGAGUUUGAGAGGAGGGUAUUUCAUGGUCUCUUCGGGUCCAAAGACCAGAAGAUCGGCAUGUCGGCUUUCGCGGAGAAGAAGAAGGCUGAAUGGACACACGAGUAGGAAUUUCGAAAUAGAAAAAUGCCCCCGCUCAUCUCGUCGUGGUCUGAGUAAGAAAUGAAGAGUACUUGCGGGUAUCAAAGGAUUGAUUAUAGAGGCAAUUGAAGAACAAAAGGAACACAAAGGAAAAUACGCGUACAUACUACACGAGUCAACCGAUUUAUUUUAUGUUGAAAAGUGGCAGCUGAACACAACGAGCAACAUUCUUGCAGAUGAAUGGGAUAAAUCCUGAAGGAAUUGCGCUUUUGUCUAAAAUGUACGUAUUUACGAGGGUAGACGAAUCGCACGAGUGCUGAC